CCUCUUCAUGCUCUUCUGGCGGAACUGCGUGUGGUGUCUCCCGUACAGCACGCUCAGGGUCGCUCCUGCGGGCUGCCAGUCCAGACAGAGCUCUUGGGACGUCAAGGCGCCCUGGAGGAGGCGGAGGCGGAGGCGGAGGCGGCGGCACCACCUGAGGUGCAGGAAGUCGAGGAGGAUGAAGAGGAGGCCCUUCCGCACUCCGAGGCUGUGGAUGUGUUCCAGGAAGGUCUAGCCAUGGUGGUGCAGGACCCACUCCUAUGCGAUUUACCGAUCCAGGUUACUUUGGAAGAGGUCAAUUCCCAAAUAGCCCUGGAAUACGGCCAAGCAAUGACAGUCCGAGUGUGCAAGAUGGAUGGGGAAGUCAUGCCUGUGGUUGUAGUACAGAACGCCACGGUCCUGGAUCUGAAGAAGGCCAUCCAGAGAUACGUGCAACUUAGGCAGGAGCGCGAAGGGGGCAUUCAACACAUCAGCUGGUCCUAUGUGUGGAGGACGUACCAUCUAACUUCUGCAGGAGAAAAGCUCACAGAGGACAGGAAGAAGCUCCGAGAUUAUGGUAUCCGGAAUCGGGAUGAGGUAUCCUUCAUCAAAAAACUGAGGCAAAAAUGAACCUCCAAGCAGGACAACUGUGUGCUGGUGGCCAGGCUUCUCCCAGGUCAUUGUCGCCUGUCCACAGAAGUAGACUCACCAGCUGUGCACAGCUGGAACUGCCAGAGUGAACUCGGGGCCCUCGGGAGUAGGACUGGGUGAGCCCAUGCUCAAGACCUGAACUUGACCCCCUCCCUGACCUAAACACCAUAAUUUCAUGGCGGAUCCCACAGGACUGUGGGCAUGGCCUCGUGUACAGAAUAAAUCUCUCUGCCAUUUAGAAAAGUGACAAAGCCACAAUACCAGGGUGAGAGGGCCUGACACAGCCCCCAUCACAGGGGAGGCAGGGGGCAGAGAAUGGUGCAGGUGAGUCCUAAAGGUCUAAGGUGCCAUGUGAGCCUGUGGCUGUGAUCUCUACAGCAGGCAGGAAAUAAAGCAAAGCAACCGA
Artibeus jamaicensis (Jamaican fruit-eating bat) is the source of this 1033-nucleotide messenger RNA. It is a transcript of the gene SNRNP25, whose product is annotated as small nuclear ribonucleoprotein U11/U12 subunit 25. Lineage: Eukaryota; Metazoa; Chordata; Mammalia; Chiroptera; Phyllostomidae. Gene Ontology annotation, cellular component: U12-type spliceosomal complex. Gene Ontology annotation, biological process: mRNA splicing, via spliceosome. The transcript has 5 exons. The coding region runs from base 235 to 606 and encodes 123 amino acids. The record is from RefSeq and is a predicted model, not a curated record.